Molecule: messenger RNA, 721 nt
Organism: Raphanus sativus (radish)
Lineage: Eukaryota; Viridiplantae; Streptophyta; Magnoliopsida; Brassicales; Brassicaceae
Product: classical arabinogalactan protein 5-like
Exons: 1
Coding region: 83-514 (143 amino acids)
Source: RefSeq, a predicted model, not a curated record
GACGUGGUGAACCCUAUAUAUUAUCUAUCUAUCUAUAUCUUCUUCAAGAGAGAGAAAAAGACGAGGGAGGUUGAAUUUCGAGAUGAUGAAGGUCAGUUUCAUAAUCAUAGCUAUGUUAAUGGUAGGUACAGUAUCCGGUAAGAUAUCAACUAAAAAAGUUUCACCAGCUCCAGCUCCAGCUUCAGCUCCAUCUCCGGUUGAGCAUUAUUCAUAUCCGCGGCAGUCAGAAACCGGAAUGCCUCCAUCUCUUUCACCAUCGGACUCUCCGACAACGAUGCCUCCCGGUUACAUUCACCAGCCACCGUCUCUGUCACCAGAAGAAAGUGAUCUCAAAUACAGUGAUGGUAGUGGAACAGAGAGGGAAAGCUCAUCCGGAGGUGGAAAGAAGGCCGGAAUCGCGGUUGGAGCGAUCGCAGCAGCGAGUAUGGUUGGUCUGGGAGGGUACGUGUUGAAGAAACGGCGAGAGAACAUUCGUCGAUCACGAUAUGAAUAUGCCGCUACUGAGAUCUUCUGAAGAGACAGAAACUUGCUCAUGGAUGUGGUUUAUAUAUAUAUAUAUAUAUAUAUGUAUGUUUGUUAUUACAAUCUAUUUGAAAACUGAAUGUUUCUACUUAUCUGGUAAUUAAAGUUGAUUAGUGAUUAUUAUCUUGGAUCCCAUAAUAUAAAUUGUUGCUAGGACUAAGCCCAACCAGGAGUUAUAUUAUACGUUAUCCUUUCAAAA